AAGAAAUAGAGAAAAAGGCAGUUUUCCCUAGCCCGUGAUUUGGAAAAAUUCUUUUUUUAUCGUUUACCUAGAUAAAAUAGCUAACAGUAUCGAUAUAUUGUGUUCAUAAAAACUGUCAACCUCAAUAUUGGUAUAUUAUUAAAAAAAUAAAUAAAUAAAUAGAUAAAAGCCGUGAAAACUGAUUCAACAAGAGAAUUUAAAAGAAAAAUGGUGGAUACUGGUUAUCUUUUCAAUGUCGAUGGUGGUUACCUGGAAGGCUUGUGCCGUGGUUUUAAAUGUGGUAUUCUGAAGCAGACAGAUUACCUAAAUUUGGUGCAAUGUGAGACUUUAGAGGAUUUAAAAUUGCAUUUACAAGGAACGGAUUAUGGUACUUUUUUGGCUAAUGAACCGUCUCCUUUGUCAGUGUCUGUCAUUGACGAUAAAUUGCGUGAAAAAUUGGUUAUUGAAUUUCAACAUCUACGCAAUCAUGCUGUAGAACCAUUGUCCAGUUUCUUAGAUUUCAUUACUUAUGGGUACAUGAUAGAUAACAUAAUAUUGCUAAUAACGGGCACUUUACAUCAACGCCCAAUUUCUGAGCUGAUACCCAAGUGCCACCCUUUAGGCAGUUUUGAACAAAUGGAAGCCAUACAUGUGGCUACAACACCAGCUGAAUUAUACAAUGCUGUGUUGGUGGAUACGCCUUUAGCACCAUUCUUCGUCGAUUGCAUUUCCGAACAGGAUUUGGAUGAAAUGAAUAUUGAAAUCAUACGUAACACUUUGUACAAAGCAUAUUUAGAAGCGUUCUAUGAUUUCUGUAAAAAUUUGGGUGGUUCCACUGCCGAUGUAAUGUGCGAAAUUUUGGCUUUCGAAGCCGAUCGCCGUGCGAUCAUUAUAACAAUUAAUUCAUUUGGGACCGAGUUAUCCAAAGAUGAUCGAGCAAAAUUGUAUCCGCGUUGCGGUAAAAUGCAUCCUGACGGUUUAGCUGCCUUAGCUAGGGCUGAUGAUUAUGAGCAAGUAAAAACUGUCGCUGAAUAUUAUGCCGACUAUGCUGCCUUAUUCGACGGUUCCGGCACUAAUCCCGGCGACAAAACAUUGGAAGAUAAAUUCUUUGAACAUGAGGUCAAAUUAAAUGUAUAUGCUUUCUUGCAACAAUUUCAUUUUGGUGUAUUUUAUGCCUACCUGAAAUUAAAGGAACAGGAAUGUCGCAACAUUGUAUGGAUUGCCGAGUGUGUCGCCCAAAAACAUCGUGCGAAAAUCGAUAAUUAUAUUCCGAUUUUUUAAAGUGCAAGCAUACGUUUAAAGGCUAAUCAUAUAUACUGUUGCUAGUUAAAAGAUAUGACCAUGGUUCGAGGAAAGUAGAAAAGAUACGCAUAAAAUGUGAAAAACCGUAACCGUAAAAUAAAAGAUAUUCA
Molecule: messenger RNA, 1391 nt
Organism: Glossina fuscipes
Lineage: Eukaryota; Metazoa; Arthropoda; Insecta; Diptera; Glossinidae
Gene: VhaAC39-1
Product: V-type proton ATPase subunit d 1
Exons: 3
Coding region: 208-1260 (350 amino acids)
Biological process (GO): proton transmembrane transport; vacuolar acidification; vacuolar transport
Cellular component (GO): plasma membrane proton-transporting V-type ATPase complex; early endosome; lysosomal membrane
Molecular function (GO): proton-transporting ATPase activity, rotational mechanism
Source: RefSeq, a predicted model, not a curated record